This is a messenger RNA of Didymodactylos carnosus, 1785 nucleotides long. The record is from the annotation of a GenBank genome assembly. NCBI's taxonomy places the organism in Eukaryota, Metazoa, Rotifera, Eurotatoria, Philodinida, Philodinidae.
AUGCCUUUUAAUAAACGUACGAUUGAACCGAUUAAUUUAUGUCAGGCACAAUUGCCUAAAGGCGUACAAAACGAAUUAGAAUGUGUGGCAAAUUUAACAUUAGCCAAUAUUAUUCGGCAAUUGAGUUCAUUAAGUUCAUUGGCGCAAGAUAUGUUUGAUGAAUUAACAGCAGACGCUAUUCAUAUCUUCCAACGAACGGAAGCGUUACAUGGAAGAAUAGAAAGACUUAAAAUAAAAGCUACACAACUUGAUUCGAAUGUUGAAGAAGUCACAAUUCAAGAUGUGAAUAAUCGAAAACCGUUCGUUAGUGUAACGAAAAUUGAUCAGCAAAUUGUAAACCGAUCAACAAUGCCGAAAUCAGUAGGAAUGUUAUAUGACAAAGCUGAACCAGCUCCAGCAUUACAUCUACUUAAUCCUUACAGAGAUGAUGGACGUGAUUGUAUGAAAUUUUAUACGGAUCCAUCGUUUUUCUUCAAUUUAUGGAUGCAAUCUAUGAUGCAAUUUCCGCCAAAUACUCGCACGCAAAAACAAGAACGCAUUCGAUCUCCAAAGGUCAUUAAUAAACCACCUCCGUUGAAUGAUACAGUAUACAUUAGUUCUCCGACUCGUCUCCGUUCGCAAGACGAACGAUCCUCGUAUCGUAGUCCUCAUGAAUUAGGUUUAUAUAUGCAGUCCAAUAGAGAUUUUGAGCAAAUAGCACGUGCAACAGUUAGAGCACAAUGUCAACAACAAUCUAUUUAUUCGUCUUCCCCGUCUUCUUCGUCCGUUACCCCCAUAAAUAACCGUAUGUUAUCAAUGAUGAAAUAUAGCAAUCAAUCAAGUCCAAACGAACUUUAUGAUGAUAUGCGCAGUCCAAAACUGAACGGUCUCUAUCGUGAUCCUCAGCAACAACAAUCAGUCGCAAUGAUGACAAAUGGCAAUGGUAAUAAUAACCCUUAUUAUACUACGAAAUCACCUGGCAUGCAGUCUCUAGUUCAUCAACAAUCGCCGCAAUUUGAUCAUCAGUCACCUCGUUUAUUGCAUUCAUCUGUGCAACAACCUCCAGUUAUGCGAGCAGCAACAUCCACCCCGCAACAACAGGCAAUACAUAAACAAACAACGAACAUGCCAUUUUCGCGACCAUCUUUAGUUAGCCGUCCAAGCUGCAGUCCUCCACCCCCACCUCCGCCUCCGCCUCCAAUACAGCAAGCAGACUCACCGAUGUUAGCUACUAUAUCGGAAAUCGACAAUCUUCCACCUCCACCCGACGAUUUUAUUCAUCAUCAUCAUCAUUAUCAACAAGAUGAUACACAAACGUUUGAUAAAAAGCGAUCACAAAUGGAAGAGCAGCAUGCUACAACAAAGCCUUCUAAGACACCAUCGCCAUCGGUACCACCUGCUCCUCCCUUCCCAUCUGUUCUCCAUGGUUUAGUAAUGAACGUAUCAACACAUACCAGCCCGAAUACAAAUCAACUGCAACAGCAAACCUCGGACAAUGUUCAAACAUUAGCAACACAGUUUGAUGAAAUUUCAAUUGCGUCUGAAAGUUCGAUGGGCAUUCAAGAUCCACGACCGGUUGUCAUGAGAGAUUUACAUUCUGAUUUAUUAGAAGCAAUUAAAAACGGUAUUCAUUUACGUAAAACAGAAGUUCGUAAACGUAAAGAAGAAGAAAAGAAAAAAGAAACAUCUGGUCUCGAUGUACAAUCCAUAAUGGAAAUGGCUGCAAAAUUUCGUCGAGAUAAAAUUCGUCCUCAAUCUGACUCAGAGAAUGAAGAAGAUUCAGCCCAUUGGGAUUCGGAAGGAUGA